UCCCUCACACCACGUCAGACAUCAAGAGGUUUCGUUCUCCUUCACCUGAUCUAUAUCUAUUUUCCCUGGCGACGACAAAAUCACGGAAAAUCAAUCCUAAUUCUUGAACAGUUUUCUUGAAUCAAUAUCGUUAAUAUUGUGAAGUUCUUGGAUUUGUUUGUAGAAGAUGUGGGGUCAGGCUUACGGGAAGUAUGACGUGGAAUCUGGCCGCCAGCCACUGUAUCCGAUGAUGCUGGAGAGCCCGGAACUCCGGUGGUCGUUUAUUCGCAAGAUAUAUACGAUAAUCAGUAUUCAGUUGCUUCUCACUGUUGCUGUGGCUGCUCUUGUUGUUACCGUCCACCCCAUAUCUCAUUUCUUUGCCACUACCUCGGCUGGUUUGGCGCUUUACAUUCUUCUGAUCAUCACCCCUUUUAUUGUCUUGUGCCCACUGUAUUACUAUUAUCAGAGGCAUCCUUUGAAUUAUUUCCUGCUUGGGCUGUUCACGGUGUCGCUUGCAUUUGCUGUCGGGUUGACUUGUUCCUACACCAGUGGGAAAGUUAUUCUGGAGGCUGCUCUCUUGACUGCUGUUGUGGUUGUCAGUCUCACUUUAUACACUUUCUGGGCUGCAAAGAGAGGUCAAGAUUUCAAUUUCCUUGGGCCUUUUUUGUUCGGAGCUGUUGUCGUGCUGAUGUUCUUCUCCAUUAUUCAGAUUUUCUUCCCUCUGGGUAAGGUAAGUGUAAUGAUAUACGGUGGCCUGGCAUCUAUAAUAUUCUGUGGAUACAUCGUAUACGACACUGAUAAUCUGAUCAAGCGAUACACCUACGACGAGUUCAUAUGGGCUGCUAUUGCGCUGUAUUUAGACAUCAUCAACCUCUUUCUUUCUCUGUUGACCCUUUUUAGAGCUGCAGAUAAUUAGAACCUUGAUAUUGGUUUGUGUUAAUUCACUUGGCCCCUUUUAUUUUUUUUAAAUGUAUGUACUCUCGUUGGAUAAUUGUUGCUGAGUGUGGAAAGUGGAUCCCCUCAGUUCAUAUGUAAAGCACUUGCACAGUAAUUUGGUUGUCAGUUUCAUUUCAACGCUGCCCUGAAUCAAUGAUAUACUGGAUUUUUUACUCUC
This is a messenger RNA of Sesamum indicum (sesame), 1093 nucleotides long. RefSeq names its product protein LIFEGUARD 2. Gene Ontology annotation, cellular component: membrane. The record is from RefSeq and is a predicted model, not a curated record. NCBI's taxonomy places the organism in Eukaryota, Viridiplantae, Streptophyta, Magnoliopsida, Lamiales, Pedaliaceae.